AUGAGCAGGCACCACCAGGACACGCAGUCCGCUGUGCUCGAAGUUCUCGAGGCCAUGUCGCGCGAAAUGGGCGGCGACCUGACACAGCAGCAGAUAUCGGCAGCCAUGCGGCUCCUGAGCCUGGGGCUGAACCCCGAAGCCCUGUCGGCCAUCACCCUGGACCUGCGCAGGCAGGCCUCCGAGCAGGACUCUGCGCAGCGGCAGUUACGUCAGAACCGCGACGACUACGCACCACCGCCAUCGCGGCCCAUGUACCAUUAG
This is a messenger RNA of Linderina pennispora, 261 nucleotides long. RefSeq lists its product as uncharacterized. NCBI's taxonomy places the organism in Eukaryota, Fungi, Kickxellomycota, Kickxellomycetes, Kickxellales, Kickxellaceae. The record is from RefSeq and is a predicted model, not a curated record. The transcript is spliced from 2 exons. The coding region runs from base 1 to 261 and encodes 86 amino acids.